Molecule: messenger RNA, 2122 nt
Organism: Nilaparvata lugens (brown planthopper)
Lineage: Eukaryota; Metazoa; Arthropoda; Insecta; Hemiptera; Delphacidae
Product: transcription factor Adf-1
Exons: 5
Coding region: 623-1648 (341 amino acids)
Source: RefSeq, a predicted model, not a curated record
GCACAGGUGUAUUGCGCAGUCGCUCGCGAGCAGUCACGCACAUACGCUCUCCGCUCAAUAGCGGCUCGCUCUGUAGUCUGUACUCCUCUCUUCUCUUGUGCUUUGUGCUUGCUCGACUCAAGCCGAACACAUUCCUUGUACAAAACAGUGCAGUGCAUGUAGUACGCGAGCAUGCUUGAGAAAAUUUGAUUCCGUACACUUAUUCAAUGUUUUUACUUAUUAUUGUUUCAGAACUACCCAAGGGGACAUUCAAUUAACUACUAACAAAUUGUAAACGUAAAGUAUGUUUAUUCAAGUGAAAAGUAUCAAAUAUCAAAUAAAUAAGUAGUAGCCUACAGUACUAAAAUACUGGGUGUACCAUUGCUUGAAUUUCAUACGGAUCUCCAAUAAUUCACUCGCGUCCAUGAUUUGAUAGUUAUUUCCAAUUGUUAUUUCCAGUUAGAAGCAAGUGCAAUAUACUGUGAUCUGUGAAGCAUAAUAUUUGUUGAGUGCAAAGAACUAGGCCUACUACUACAGAACGCUUUUAAAAAUUCAAUCAAGGUGAUUUACUAUCAAAGUUGGAAAGUGUCUGAGGGUGGAACACGUGUAAACUACAGUGUUAUUGAGUGUGCAGCAGUGAAACAUGGAAAUGGGCAAUGACAAGUGCCUGGACCUGAUCGACGAGUACCGGAAGCGACCCGUGCUGUGGGAUCCGAAACACAAGCACUACUAUCUGAGGAACAAGAAGAUGGAGGCCUGGGAAGAGAUAAGCAGCACACUGGGCAUUGAAAUUCAGGCUGCAAAACACAAGAUGUGUAGUCUGCUAGGCUCGUUUCGUAGGGAAAAGACCAAAGUGAAGAGGAUCAUCGGAGCUGGAGAUGAUUGCCGUGAAGUGCCUGCUUCAAGAUGGUUCGCCUUUGAAAGAUUACAGUUCUUAAUGGAUAGAGAAGAUGUCAGAAAGAGGAACAAACCAAGAAGAACAAGUGGUACCAUGGACUACAACCUAGACAUGGACGAGGAUGAAGACUCAAUGAUAACAGUCGAAGUGAAGCCAGACAUCACUGAUGAUACACAAGACGAUCUGGCAACAAUUGCGGCAGAUUACUACUACAGAAACGCAGAAGACUCGCACUCGCACCGUCUGCAAGUACACAAGGUCAGCACACCUGUCUCGCCGGAAAAAGCCGAGGAAAUAAUGGAGGAUCCUGGCGACAACACAUUUUCACCCAUCAAGGUCACUCCUGAGACCGAGUUUGAUCUAUGGUCACGAAGUCUGGCUGUGCAACUGAACAACAUGGACACACUGAGGGCGCUGCGGCUGCAGUUUCAGCUGCAGAAAAUACUGUCCGACGAGAGGAUACAGUUCGAGAUUGAGAAGGCUGAAGCUGCCAUGCAGUCGAGUACUCAGUUGCUGCUCUGUGCCGGGCGACGGUGGUUUGGCGGGUUCCUCUGCGCCCCUUCUGCGUCGACACCUACCAACUCUGCUGCCUGUGGCAUAUCUGCUGCAUCUAUCCUGGUGGACGACAACUGUGGGAGAUUUUUGGGAUCGAAGUUUAUAGAGCAAACGCUACCAGACUCCCUUUCUCGUGGUGUAUCGACCGCAUCUACCGAUGGAUUCUGGGUACUAGGCGUCGAUAAAGUAGGAUCAGGGCAACCAUUGUUGAUAUAAGAGACUUUGGAAUUAGCUGGAGUGUGAUUCAAAUUGAUUAUGUAUUUUUUAAAACAGAGAUCGGAAAAAGUAAAAUUUUUAGAUAAAAGGGGCUCUAUACUGUUGACAGGAUGGAAUUUACAAUACAUGUCAGUGAGUGAAUAUUUAAGUGACAGUGAUAAAAGUUUCAAAAACCAUGGAUAUGAAUAAAUGAAUAAAAUAAAAUGUUUAUUUCCCAAAAAAACUAAAACUACAACAUCAAUUACACAAAAUAUUAGAUAAAUUACAAUAUUGAAUACAAUAGUUGGUUACAAAAAUUCUUAUGUGUCCUCUACUUGUUUAGAUUUUUCUGUGUGGAAAUUGACCUACUCCACUAUGGCCAAGUACUAUACUACUAUAUAUACAAAGAUCAGCCACGCUUUGAGACUCUUCAUUAAUAGUUAUGUAAUUUAAAGCUUGUUAUAUCUUAAUUCCUCAAUAGACCUGCUAAUUGCC